AUGGCAACCGACGGAGCUGUGGCGGAUGGCGCGGCAGCAGCGGAUGGUGCGGCGGCUGGGGCAGCGGCUGCAGCGGCUGCAAUCAGUGCUGGUGAGAGGAUGGAGCUGGAGCCCUCCCUUGCUCCAGAAACAACCGAGCUUCCGAUGCCCACGUUCUUUCAUCGGCAUCGCAGAGGAUUGCAUCGGUCAGCUCGGAUGGCCAGUCAGGACUGGGCAGACUGGAGGUCAGCAAGUGAGGGAGGUGGCUCGGGAUCAGCCCUUUCGAGGUCUUCGAGCCGUGCCAGUGAGGACCCUUGGCUGUGGAGGGACCCAUGGAUGACACCUCAACCCCGACGAGAGCAGGGGUACGCCAACUGGUCUUCGUCAGAGGACUCGUCGAGGGCAUCGCGGACGGAGUCGUCGGAUGGCAGUUGGCACCGAGUGGAACGACCGGUUCAAGAACGACAUGUCUACUGGGCCGAUGAGGUGUGGAACCGGACGGACUGGAUGGAUUCGGGUUGGGAUGACUCUUCUUCGAGCGAGUGGAGUGGUAGGUCCCAGGACUGGGGAUGGACUGGACAGAAUCAGAAUUGGGAGACCGAUUCGAGCCAGUCAGAACGGUCCUGGAAGAGCGAAGAGUCAUCCACCUCAUGGAGGUCUGCACAAAGUGAACAGAGGCAGACACUACGAGCUGGUCGGGAUCGAGGUGAUCAGGCGGCCGGGCUACAUCCUGGCCAGGGUGAAGGUGUUGGAGUAUAUGCAGGUGACUGGGGGACUCCAUCAGAGGGACUAUCUGUUCAACGAGCUGCAGGUCUUACUGUACCUCCUGGGCAACCUUUGUCAGAGCUGGCAAGUGACCCGGAAGGCAAUGGACCGCCUCCGUCUCCGAUGUCACCGGCAGCCCACAUGACUGAAGCUUGGAACAAGCCCUCGGGAAACAUCCCUUCAGGACAACCCUCUGUGGCAGGAGGAUCCGGUGCGACCUCCAAGGAGGGUGCAAUCAGGGAGAAUGUGACGACAGGCGGCAAGAUCUCCACCACAUACCCGCCAAUCUUCUAUGCUCGACCAGGUGAAUCAUGGGAACAAUACUGGCGGACGGUGACAUUUUGGUUGGCAUCCGAGGGGAAGUCGCUCCCCGUCGAGAUGAGGGGGCCGAGACUGAUGCAGCAAUUGCGUGAACGAGCCGGAAAGAUCGUCCAGCACCUCACGGUCGAGCAGGUCACCUCCCCAGAAGGUGUGGACUUAAUCCGAAGAGAGAUGGAACGAUCUCCUAUCAUCAGGCUCCUCGACAACAAGAAGAUCGAUAAACGGAGACAGAAGUUUAUGAAACUCGCCCGGUUGCCCAAUGAGAGCAUUGAGAGCUUCAUUAACCGGGCGGAGAUCUACCGCAGGGAGAAUGAGACCUCCCCUGCCUAUCGGGUUGGAUCCUGCUUUUAUGUUGGUCACCUUUUGGACUCCGCCAAGUUGACUCGCAAGGACCUUGCACUGCUUAAGGCAGCUUGUGGAGGGGAUGUCGAGGACGAAAACAAGGUCAUCUCCGCACUCCUGGAGCUGGCCGAACAGUUUGAAGGAGCACCACAAUGCCCCAUUGGUCGUGGAGAGCCCCAAUUGGACAAUGAGGAUCAAUAUUUAAUCCAAAAGCCGGGCUCGAGCUCUUCUACUCCGACUACAUCCUCAGAUCCUCCUACUGCCCGACGUCGUUUCUUUCCACGGGGCCGGGGUGGCGGCCGUUUCCCUCGUCGUCGAUUUCGUGAUGCUCUGAUGGCAAUCGUGGAGGAGGAUGAUGAGGAGGCGCUGCCGGAUGAGCUUCUGGAGGUGCUGGGUGAAGAUUCGUUCGAAGAGGAUGAAGAGAAGACAGAGAUUCAGCAGGACAUGACUGAGUUUGCUGCCGCACCGCAUGAGGCCUUUGUGGCCAAUCAACCGGAGUCCUCGAUGGCGGCAUCUCCGUUGGCUGAGAUCUAUGCCCAGGAAUAUAAGGCCCGGAACCGGGUCCGAGAGAUCAAGAAGAUGCGGCAGUACUUCCAGAAGGAGUCCCCGGGAGGCCCGACAGCUGCUCGGAAUGAACAUGUCAAGAAGUGGGUUGCUGAGCAGCAGAAGAAGGAGCCAUGUUUUAUAUGCCACCAACUUGGCCAUUGGAGCCAGGAGUGCCCGUACCGAAAGAAGGUACAUUCGGCCAACGUGACUUUUCCCGUGUCACGACCUCAACAAGAGGAUUGGGCCCUUUUGGAGUCUCUCGCGGCCGCUGGCGUGUACAUGGUGCGAGACGGGAGCAACGAGUCCACUCUCCCCCAUCAAGUGUUUUGGGCUUUGGAUGAACUGGAUGGGAAGGAUCAUACUAAGAUGAUUGUGGACUUGGGAUGUAUGAGAACCGUGGCGGGCACUACAUGGGUGAACCGAGUGGUGCAGAAGUGGAAACGAUUGAAGCGGUACCUCAAGGUGGUCCCUGAAGGGGAGAAGUUCCGUUUUGGAGAUGGACAAGUGGUGGACAGUCAAUUUGCGGUCAUUUUGGAGGUCGACAUUGCGGGCAUACAGGCCUUGUUGAGGAUCUCUGUCGUUCAUGGUAACUGCCCCCCCUUGUUGUCCAAACCGGUCUGCUCGGAGCUGGGAUUCGUCAUCGACACGGCUUCGCAUGCGGUCACAUCUAGACGAUAUGGAGUGAAACAGUUCGGUCUCGAACAAUCCAAGGGAGGCCACUAUGUCAUACCGAUUGAUGAAGGGGGCACCGAAGGCCGAUGCUCGAUCGAUCCUGAUUUUGAGUGGCAUGAGAACAAGGAGAUUUGUGUGCUCGCCGGUGCAAUUGGUUCAGCAAUUCGGGACGGGACGUGUGACGGCCCGGACUUCCGCGAGCACUUGGCCCCGGUCUACGAGUUGUCGCAGAACGAAUGGGAGACCGUUGGCGAUGGCCUCGCGGAAGAAGAGGACGUGACCGAGCAGAUGGAGGCCGAGCCGGAAUUGGAGGUGAGGACCCCACUUCGGACAGUUCGCAGGAGCACAAUCUCCCGGAUGGUCAAGAAGCCUACAUCACAGAGUCCACCGGGCAAGAGGUCAGGGAAGCCCACAGCUCGAGCAGAAGCAUCACCGGCGAAGAUGAAGGGGACGGCAGCAGCAUCGUCGAGCGAACAAGUGGACAUGGGCAGGAUGCAAGCCAUGUUCGCGCAGAUGCAACAAUGGAUGAUGCAGCAGAAAUCGUCGCUGGAGGAAGAGGAUCCGGUGGUGGACGAGAAGCCUUCCAGGCGAGGUCGCAGCAAGGAGCCGAUGCCGCAGUCGGAGAAGGUCAAGAAGACGCCGCGGGCGGUCCGGACAGCGGCCCUGACAGGAGACGAGGCUCCGUUCCCGUCGCUGUCGACCCAGUUCUCAGCGGAUCCCACCAUGAACCUCAUGCUGAGCCUCAAAUCCCAGACGUUGGUGUUCAAAUGGAAGCUCCUCUUACUCCUGCUGCGGGUGAAGGGCGCAGUCGAGGUGGACCCCAAGAAGAAGUGGCGGCGAAAUCCUCGCUGGGUGAUGAAGAUGCACGGCAACCACAUCGCGUCGCUUUGGGGUCGCCUGGCUCGGACAGUAGAAGAGAAGCACUACAAGGGUGGCGACCAUGAGCUGGCGAAUGACCCAGUGGGGGACGAGAGCUACGCUGGGGCGGCCUCCGUGACGGCGAAUGACCCACCCGAGGAGUAUGCCAUGACCAUGGUGGACGACGCGGAGACGGGUGAGUUUGGCAGGGCGUUGAAUGAUGAACUUCGCAGCCCGGUCAAUUCGGCCGCUGCGCCAUCAUUUCGAAAGCCCCUCAAUCGUCGACAGACGAGGACGCUUCAGCAAGGAGUGCAACGAGCCCUGCAGACCCACAACAAGAUGUUUGAUGUCCUGGAUGCGAAGGUCAACAUGAAGGAAUGUUGGACCCUUCUCGAAGUCUUUGCCGGGCGCGCUCGAUUGUCUGACUUGGCCCGGCGACGGGGAACCUGCUGGCGGGUGUUACCUCCUCAAGAUGUCCUGUACGGGCUGGAUCUGUUACAGGAAGGCGAGCUGCAACUCUUGAAGGAUGUGAUUCGCACACAACAGCCUGAUGUCAUCACCCUCGCCCUACGGCUUCCGAUCAUGUCCCGUCGGCAACAAGUUCAUCAAAAGGUGGUACACUUGUGUCAAUUGGGCCUCAGAGAUCGGAUAUCAGGGCAGCCACAUAAGAAGCCCACAGCCGUGCAGAUGAACCACCCGGCUUUGGAGACGGCGAUGUUUCCGGAGAAGGUCUGUGGCUGUCAGCCGGGAGCACAUCAAACUAUUGAAGGCACUGUGAGGAUUCGGGAUCCGAUAGAAGGAACAGUGAAGUCGGUGAAGCGAUCCACACUGGCUGCGGAAUGGACAGAGCCAUUCUGCAAUUGGCUACUUCACGGCCUUGAGGCCUUGCGAGAAGAGGGAACCGACUGCGUGUUGGACUUGGAACAGCCCACGCCUGCUUCACAAAUGUGGGAUACAGUGCCUGUGGAGGUGGAGAAGUCAGCUGAAGGGCAGAUCAGACAACAGCUGGCGGCAGCGGAUGGCCUGCACAAGUACGAUUACAUCACCUUCUUGGGCAGUUCAGGUGCCCUACCUCGGAAGAUGAGAUCGACCCUGGCCCAUCUGCAUGUCGCUCUCGGUCACAUUGGGAACGACAAGCUGGCCCGCAUGAUGUCACAAAAUGGAGCCAAGCGAGUGGUCCUGGAGGCGAUCAAGCAGUUGGAUUGUCAAGUGUGUAAAAGGGUGACGGCACCACACAUUACGCCUAAGGCUGCAUUUGCUCGGCCGAUGUCCUUCAAUGUCAGACUGGUGACGGACACCUUCUAUGUGUGGGAUGCCAAACUACGCAAGUUUGCGGUCACCCACGUGAUGGACGCAUUCUCGUUGUACCGUUGGCCCGGCAGUGGUGGUGGCGGUGGAGCGCCUCGAUGGAGCGAUCAAACGGGCGUGGCUACGCUAUAG
Molecule: messenger RNA, 4923 nt
Organism: Durusdinium trenchii
Lineage: Eukaryota; Dinophyceae; Suessiales; Symbiodiniaceae
Source: the annotation of a GenBank genome assembly